GGGAAGGGAAGAGAAAAAAAAAUAAAAACUCUCUUCAUCGGAUUAACAGAGCUCGCCUCUGUAGUUCAAAGCCUCGUCCUCUCUCUCUCUCUCUCUCUCUCUCUUCUCCUCUCUCCCUUUCUCUCUCUGGAUCACUCCCCGAGGUAGCUGGAUCUCCAGAUUCCGCCAAUUUCAGAUCGACCUAGCGAUCCCGAUCAACAAUGCCUCUCAGACUCGAAAUCAAGAGGAAGCUCGCGCAAAGAUCAGAGAGGGUAAAGUCCGUCGAUCUACAUCCUACGGAACCAUGGAUCCUUGCGAGUUUGUACUCGGGAACUGUUUGUAUCUGGAACUACCAGUCACAGACCAUGGUGAAGUCCUUCGAAGUCACUGAACUUCCAGUUAGAUCAGCCAAAUUUAUUGCGCGGAAGCAGUGGGUUGUUGCUGGAGCUGAUGACAUGUUUAUUCGCGUUUACAAUUAUAACACCAUGGACAAGAUAAAAGUAUUUGAGGCACACACAGAUUACAUUAGGUGUGUGGCUGUCCAUCCCACUCUCCCAUAUGUGCUCUCAUCAUCUGAUGACAUGCUGAUUAAACUCUGGGACUGGGAGAAAGGUUGGGUGUGCACGCAAAUAUUUGAGGGACAUUCCCAUUAUGUCAUGCAAGUGACAUUUAACCCAAAAGACACCAAUACUUUUGCUAGUGCAUCACUUGAUCGUACAAUAAAAAUCUGGAAUCUUGGCUCACCUGACCCAAAUUUUACUCUAGAUGCUCAUCAGAAAGGAGUCAAUUGUGUGGAUUACUUUACUGGCGGUGAUAAACCGUAUCUCAUUACUGGUUCUGAUGAUCAUACUGCAAAGGUCUGGGAUUAUCAGACCAAAAGUUGUGUCCAGACAUUGGAGGGUCAUACACACAAUGUCUCAGCCGUGUGUUUUCACCCUGACCUGCCUAUAAUAAUUACUGGUUCCGAGGAUGGUACAGUUCGCAUAUGGCAUUCAACAACUUAUAGGCUUGAGAACACAUUGAAUUAUGGUCUGGAAAGAGUUUGGGCUAUUGGGUAUAUGAAGGGAUCGCGGCGGGUUGUGAUUGGUUAUGAUGAAGGAACCAUCAUGGUUAAACUUGGUCGGGAGGUUCCUGUUGCUAGUAUGGACAACAGUGGGAAGAUUAUAUGGGCAAAACAUAAUGAAAUUCAGACAGUGAAUAUUAAGAGUGUGGGAGCAGAUUAUGAGAUUACUGAUGGAGAAAGGCUGCCAUUGGCUGUUAAGGAGUUGGGGACCUGUGAUCUUUACCCUCAAAGCUUGAAGCACAAUCCCAACGGGAGGUUUGUUGUUGUUUGUGGAGAUGGCGAAUACAUUAUAUAUACUGCAUUGGCAUGGAGAAACAGGUCCUUUGGUUCUGCGUUGGAGUUUGCCUGGUCAUCUGAUGGAGAAUAUGCUGUUAGAGAAAGUACUUCAAAGAUCAAAAUUUUCAGUAAAAGUUUCCAGGAAAAAAGAAGUGUUCGGCCAACCUUUUCGGCGGAACGUAUUUACGGUGGAACAUUGUUGGCAAUGUGCUCCAAUGACUUCAUCUGUUUCUAUGAUUGGGCUGAAUGCAGGUUGAUCAGAAGAAUUGAUGUCAACGUGAAAAACCUCUACUGGGCUGACAGUGGCGAUUUGGUGGCCAUUGCCAGUGAUACAUCUUUCUAUAUCCUGAAGUACAAUAGGGAUGUAGUUUCUUCUUUUCUGGACAGUGGAAAAGCUGUAGACGAACAAGGAGUUGAAGAUGCCUUUGAGCUUCUUCACGAAACCAAUGAACGUGUCAGGACUGGUAUUUGGGUUGGUGAUUGUUUCAUCUACAAUAACUCUUCCUGGAGGCUUAAUUACUGUGUUGGUGGCGAGGUGACGACGAUGUUUCAUCUGGACAGGCCCAUGUACUUGCUAGGAUAUCUUGCAAGUCAAAGCCGGGUGUACUUAAUAGACAAAGAAUUUAAUGUCAUGGGAUACACUUUACUUCUCAGCUUGAUCGAGUACAAGACUCUAGUGAUGCGUGGAGAUCUCGAGAGGGCAAAUGAGAUUUUACCUUCCAUUCCGAAAGAGCACCAUAACAGUGUCGCCCGUUUCUUGGAAUCACGAGGUAUGGUAGAAGAUGCACUUGAAGUGGCCACAGACCCAGAUUAUAGAUUUGAACUGGCCAUUCAACUUGGCAGAUUGGGGAUUGCAAAGGAAAUUGCUGCGGAAGUCCAGAGCGAGUCGAAGUGGAAACAGUUGGGAGAAUUAGCCAUGUCUACUGGAAAGUUGGAUAUGGCAGAAGAGUGUAUGAAUCACGCGAUGGAUUUGAGUGGUUUGCUACUGCUCUACUCUUCCUUGGGUGAUGCGGAAGGAAUUUUAAGACUUGCAUCCCUUGCUAAAGAGCAAGGAAAGAACAAUGUUGCAUUCUUAUGUCUGUUUAUGUUGGGAAAAUUGGAAGACUGCCUCCAGCUCUUGGUGGAUAGCAAUCGGAUACCUGAGGCUGCUCUGAUGGCGCGAUCUUAUCUGCCUAGCAAAGUUUCAGACAUAGUUGCUAUUUGGAGAAAAGACCUCAAUAAGGUUAAUCCAAAAGCCGCUGAAUCUUUGGCUGAUCCUGAAGAGUAUCCCAACUUGUUUGAUGAUUGGCAAGUGGCACUUUCGGUUGAAUCCAAAGUUGCAGAAUCCAGGGGUGUUCAUCCGCCAGCUGAAGAAUAUCUCAAUUACACUGAUAGAUCACACGGUACUCUCGUAGAGGCUUUCAGAAACAUGCAAGUGGAUGAGGAAAAUGAACCUCUCGAAAAUGGUGACUCAAAUCAUGAGGUCACUGAAGUAGAUGGAGAGGAACAAAAUGUUGAGGAACAUUAUGCAGAAGAAGAGAGCCAAGAGGAGGCUGUCGUAGUGGAUGCCGAUUCUAAUGAUGGUGCCGUGCUCGUUAAUGGCAACGAGGCUGAAGAAGAGUGGGGUACGAAUAAUGAAGGAACUCCGUCGGCCUAAAAGCAAUUGGUUGGGCCAGUGUGAAAAUCCAAAUUUUGUCCCUGUGCUCACGCCACAUCAUUAGUUCCCCUAUCUUCGAGAGAAUUCCUUGCCGCUGUACUAUCCUUAAGGUGAGAACAAGUACUUUCAAUUGGCUGAUGGGAGAGGGUUGGUGGAAAAGAGACUUGGACAUGCUCUGCACAUUUCCAUCCUCUUCUGUGGCAGUAGAGAAUUAUGAGAUUUUUCUGGCGGUAGUUCUUUAAUGGAAAGCGUGCUUAGCUAGGGCAUAAUACAUUGGUAGGAAGUGUACGUGGCGGAUUUUGUUGUAGAGUAUAAUAUUUGAAGUACUUAUCAGGAGUAAUUUUGAUGAUUAUUUGAUUGUGUUUGUCCCAAGAUACAUACCUUGGCAAUCAAUUGGAGCAUUCUUACUUAGGGUA
Molecule: messenger RNA, 3370 nt
Organism: Rhodamnia argentea
Lineage: Eukaryota; Viridiplantae; Streptophyta; Magnoliopsida; Myrtales; Myrtaceae
Product: coatomer subunit beta'-2
Exons: 25
Coding region: 201-2954 (917 amino acids)
Biological process (GO): intra-Golgi vesicle-mediated transport; retrograde vesicle-mediated transport, Golgi to endoplasmic reticulum; intracellular protein transport
Cellular component (GO): COPI vesicle coat
Molecular function (GO): structural molecule activity; protein binding
Source: RefSeq, a predicted model, not a curated record